Hippocampus zosterae (dwarf seahorse) is the source of this 462-nucleotide messenger RNA. RefSeq names its product 40S ribosomal protein S24-like. Gene Ontology annotation, cellular component: ribosome. Gene Ontology annotation, biological process: translation. Gene Ontology annotation, molecular function: structural constituent of ribosome. NCBI's taxonomy places the organism in Eukaryota, Metazoa, Chordata, Actinopteri, Syngnathiformes, Syngnathidae. The record is from RefSeq and is a predicted model, not a curated record.
AUGACCUUCACAGUGCUGGCCAAGAACAAGCAUGUGAAUCCACUGCUCUCCCGGAGAGAGCUGCUGCUGGAGGUGCUUCAUGCAGUGCCUUGCUCACCAGCCGAUCCCUGUCCCUCUCACGAGAAGAUCAAGGAGGCAGUCUCCAAGAAGUUCAAGGCCGACCCCAGCUUCAUGUCCUGCUUCGGCUUCAAGACCUAUUUCGGAGGCGGCCGAUCGACGGGCUUCUGCCUGAUCUACGACUCCGUGAAGGACAUGCUCAAGUACGAGCCCAACUACCGUCUGCGGCGGGUAAACAUCCUGCCCAAGCGCCAGCCCUCCCGCAAGGCCGAGAAGGAGCUCAAGCGCAAGAUCAAGAAGACCCGCGCCGGCGAACGCAGGAAGGUCAAGAACCAGAGGAAGAAGGAGCUGCCCCGCCACGUCAAGCAGGCCAAGAAGGACUACCUCAAGAAACUGGCCAUGUGA